Molecule: messenger RNA, 1164 nt
Organism: Drosophila eugracilis
Lineage: Eukaryota; Metazoa; Arthropoda; Insecta; Diptera; Drosophilidae
Gene: Or94a
Product: odorant receptor 94a
Exons: 3
Coding region: 1-1164 (387 amino acids)
Biological process (GO): sensory perception of smell; detection of chemical stimulus involved in sensory perception of smell
Cellular component (GO): plasma membrane
Molecular function (GO): olfactory receptor activity; odorant binding
Source: RefSeq, a predicted model, not a curated record
AUGGACAACCACAAGGAUCGCAUUGAAUCCAUGAGCCUGAUUCUCCGGGUCAUGCAACUAUUUGGCCUCUGGCCUUGGUCUCUGAAAGCAGACGAGGAGUCGACUUUCUCCGGUUUCAUGAAGCGCAACUACCGCUUCCUGCUGCACCUGCCCAUAACCUUCACCUUCAUCGGACUCAUGUGGCUGGAGGCCUUCAUCUCGAGUAAUUUGGAACAGGCUGGACAGGUUCUGUACAUGUCCAUCACGGAGAUGGCUUUGGUAGUGAAGAUCCUAAGCAUUUGGUACUAUCGAACUAAGGCCUGGCAGCUGAUGCACGAGCUCCAACAUGCCCCGGAUUACCAACUUCGCAAUCACGACGAGUUGAUUUUCUGGAGCCGGGAGCAGCGAUUCUUCAAGUGGUUCUUCUACAUCUACAUCCUGAUUAGCUUGGGAGUAGUAUACAGUGGCUGUACUGGUGUGCUCUUCCUGGAGGACUACGAACUGCCCUUUGCCUACUACGUCCCCUUCGAAUGGCGAAAUGAGCAAAGGUACUGGUUCGCUUAUGGUUACGAUAUGGCAGGAAUGACGCUGACCUGUAUCUCGAACAUCACCUUAGACACUCUGGGAUGCUAUUUCCUAUUUCACAUCUCUUUGUUAUACCGUCUACUGGGCCUAAGAUUGAGAGGUCUUAAAAGUAUAGAAGAUGAUUCUUAUUUUGGCCAUGAGUUGCGUGGCAUCUUUAUGAUGCAUCAGAAAAUAAGGAGGUUAACCCAGAGCUGUCAGAGAAUUGUGUCUCCUUAUAUACUCUCCCAGAUCAUUCUGAGUGCCCUGAUCAUCUGCUUUAGUGGAUACCGCUUGCAGCAUGUUGGGAUUCGAGAUAAUCCUGGUCAGUUCAUAGCUAUGCUUCAGUUCGUCAGUGUGAUGAUCCUUCAGAUCUACCUGCCUUGCUACUAUGGCAAUGAGAUAACCGUCUAUGCUAACCAGCUGACCAACGAGGUUUAUCAUACCAAUUGGCUGGAAAGUCGUCCACCGAUUCGCAGGUUACUAAAUGCCUAUAUGGAGCACCUUAAGAAACCUGUGACCAUUCGAGCUGGCAACUUCUUCGCCGUUGGAUUGCCUAUUUUUGUCAAGACCAUCAACAAUGCCUACAGUUUCUUUGCACUGCUACUGAAUGUUUCCAAAUGA